AUGACAGCUGCUAAUAAUGCAUGUUUUGCUACUGAUAAAUAUUUAAUUGAAGUAGCUAAAUGUGCUAUAAAUUCUCAAAAUCGACGUACAGAAUCAAAUGACUGCUUCCUAGACUCAAUAAGUAGAUCUACAGUAUUACAUGUUGCUGCAUCUAUUGGUGACAAAGAUCUUGUCGCAUAUCUGGUCGAGCAUGGUGCUGACAUUUAUAUUAAAAAUCAGGCUGGAGAAACGCCAUUUAUGCUUGAUAUGAUUCACUCUCCUAUAAAUCACUAUUUUCAAGAUUAUUUGUUGUGUGGUUAUUCAAAUAGAGAAAAUUUCUCUGAUUUACCACUAAUGCCGGUUGCUAAGGAAAAUCGCCCACAGCACGAUUGCAUUUGGGAAUACAGAGCUAUUGAUUUUAACGCCAACAAUGAUCCUCCCUGGCAUCCGUUUCCACCGCAGGAAUCAUCUGAAUUACUACGGCAUUUAUAUUGUACAUCACGAAUGAAUAUAAGUUUUUACUUGACGUCUCCACUAGGUCUCUAUUAUAUUGAUUUAGAAAAACUUUUAUGCAUUCGCGUGUCUGUUGUUGAUACUAACUAUCCAAAUACGGCAUGGAUAAGAUGUCGUGGGUCUAGUAUUUUGAACUGUAACUGCUAUUGUGUAUGGCAAAUAUUAUUACUAAAACAUGAUGAAAUAGACAGUCGUGAACAGAUGAUGCCGUCGUUAGAAUUUGAACAGCUGCCAAGAAUAUUUCAGAAGGAAAGAAAUUUACGUUUAAACUCUUGGUACUACUGUGAUGCCAAAACUAACUCAGUGUUAGAUACUUCAAUGAAUGAUAGACGUGAAUCGAUUUCUAUCAGUGUACCAUUUACUGGAAAGGAUUUAAUAUUUGAUCUAUUUGACUUUACAUUCUACAAUACAAGUUUCAGUAUUUGUGGCUACAUUCGAUGGUUACAAGAACCUUCAGUUAUUACAGAUGGGAUGUUGACAGAGAUAAGUUUAGAUAAAAUCUUGGAUGACACAACGGCUACUGAAGUUAGCUGUGCUGUAGAUGGUGAAGAAGACUAUAUUGAACCCAAUGACUUUUCUGGUGAAAAAACAAACGAAAGAAACAACGCAUCAACUAUGAGUAUGCAAGAUUUUGAUACACCCGAUAAUUUUCCUGUUUCACCAAUCGUUGAUCUUGACUGUAAUAACGAUACUAAUAGCUCGCUGUUUGGCUACGAACAGAGACAGCAAGAUUUACAAAAUAUUUCAAACACAAUUCAAAAUCUGUUGAGAGAAGCAACUACAUCUUUAUCAACAAGAGAUUGGAUUUAUUACAAAGCUUGUUUUCUGAAACUUUUUAAACAAAAACUUUAUGAAUAUCAAAAAAUAUUGGACAAUAUGAUUAUAACUGUGAUGUCGAAAUUAAGCACUAAAUUAUCGCUUGGAGGAAAAACAUUACAAAUGGCAUUUACACAGGAAAUCGAUAACUGUCUAAAAAGUAAACCAAUUGACAUAGAUAUCAACCGAUUGAAACGUAGUUCUUUGGAUUUAUAUAUAAAACGAUCUGCGGAAGUACAAACAUUUACACAGGAAACUAAACCGUCUAAAUUAUCAAAUGAGAUUUUAGAUCAUUUUAUUGCAAAACUUAAGUAUGACUUUGAAGUCAGCAUAAUUCAUAAUAGUAGCGCUUCUGGAAAAGAAUUCGAAACUGUACCAAAUGUUUUGAAACGAAUACAGUUAUUUUAUCGAACUUAUGCAUUGCAACUUCCAUUGUAUGAAUCAGGGAAAGAACUGUUAGCUCAAAUCGAAGACAAUACAGUUUGUGCCGUUUCUACAUCAAUUGGAUCAGUUCUGAUUCUAGGAAAGUCAACGUUAUUGCCAGUUCUAUUGAUUGCUAAUGAUUAUCCAAGAGUUAUUAUAGUGCAGCCACGACGUUUAGCUUGUGUAAUGCUCUGUGAUCGUGUUAAUAAAACAAUGGUAAUGGCAAAUGGAAAUGAACCCAAAUUAGCUGGAUGGAUUGUGAGUGGUGCACAACAGAAUAUUAAUGCACCCAUCUUAUAUAUAACAGAUGGUAUAAUGAAAGAACGUUUAUUGUAUGAUGAUAAUUUAUUUGAUUUUGAUAAAAACCAGAAGCCAACAGUAUUUAUUAUCGAAAUACAAGAACGUAACGUCAACAUUGAUAUCUGUAUAGCGUUAUUUACACGCUUACUCACUGAAAAACCACAAUUAAGACAAAAAAUUAAAUUAGUUCUAUCGUCAGCAACAUUGGCUCAAAAUAUUUCAGAUUUGUUUACUCGAGUUCCAGAACUCAAUUUUGGUCAAUUUACAAGAUUAACAACGCCUACUCCUUAUAAUAUAGCAAAAAUUCUACGUCCAAACGAAAAUUUAUUAGACGUUGUACAGGAACUGUAUAAGACGAAGAAGCACCGUGAAGAUCAAAUACUUUGUUUUGUUUCGAGUGUCUCUGAAGUUCAUCGAUCGUGUCAGCUAUUGGCAGAACUAAGUAACGGAUCGAUUGUUGCCUAUCCACUCACCCAGUCACAAUCUGUUGCUGAUCAACAAAAGUUCAUUGAACAGGGUAGUGUCUUCUUUUCAGCGACACUUGCCGAAACAUCUUUGACAUUUCCAUCUCUGGUGUAUGUAAUCGACGUUGGCAUGAUCAACGUACCAACAUAUGAUUUAGAGAAAAAACGAAUGAUCAUAAAAGAAACGCAUGCAGCUGAAUCGACGAUAGAGCAGAGGAAAGGAAGAUUAGGACGAACAAAACCAGGUGAAUAUUAUGCAUUAUACAAUCAUAAAGUGGAAGAUAAAAAGUGUCCAACACCACAGAUAUGUCAAACAGAUUUAACUGAAUUAGAAUUUUCUCUAAGAAAAUCGUCAGUGAAAAAUGGCUUAAAUUAUUUGAAAAGAUAUCUACCCGAUCCACCAACUGAACAAGCGAUUCAAUUAGCUAUUCAGGAACUUAAGAAAACAGAUAUAUUAACAGCCGACGAAAAAUUCACACCGGUUGGCACUGCAUUAUCAAAAUUACCGAGUUUCAGUUCACUAGCAUUGGCGAAAUCUGUUUUUACAGCACUAACAAAAUAUAAUUGUGGUGGAGAUUUAAUUAUUCUAUCGUCAAUUUUACAUGCACUCAAUACAGCAACAAUAUUAAAAAUUAUUCCGGUAGAAAUGAAGUCUUCUGAUGGAGAUUUUAUGACGCUAAUCAAUCUCAUGAAACAAUUAUUGUCAGUGAAACAAUUCAGUGUGGAAAAAUUUUGUCAGUCGAAACGUCUCUCUGAAAUGGUGCAUCUAUUAGAACGAGCAUUAAAACGAUAUAGUUAUUUAGAAAAAUCAUUUAAUUUAUCCGAUGAAUACCGUGAGAAAGCACAGUUAAAAUCUGGUGAAUGGUCAUUGAUUGCAAAAUCGUUAUUGGAAGGCUAUAGUGAAAACGUUUUUGUCUCACUAAAAGAACUACAAGGUAAAACACAUCAUUACUUGCGGUAUAACUCAAUUGAUAAAGAAAUUGGUGUAUUAGAUUUAAAAUCAACACUUAUAAGAUCAAUUAGUAUGCCACCAGUUUCUGUGAUAUUAGCACGUGAUAUAUAUUAUCCGUCUUCAGUGCGUGAGAGAGCCGUUCUUUCUUUCGUUGGUGAAUUAAAUACGGAAUGGAUAACACAGAUGAUCGAACGCAAAUUGACGUUAGUUCUAAGAGAAGAAGAAAAGUUACAAGAAGAGAAGAUAAUUCGAAAAGUCACACAAAUGUUUCCUACGGCUCACUGUCAUUUAACAACAGAUCAUCAACUCGUAAUAAGAGGUCCUAGUGGCCCAGUAAUAGAAGCAGAACUUUACAUUAGACAACAAUUAAUUGUAGAAUUUUCAUUUCAAUUACGAAAUGAUAGUGUACCAAAUUCAGUUGAAUACGAGAAUGUAAAUCGUAACAUUGUCCAUAUGAGUAAAUUAUCACACAUUUUUAAUCCAAUGAUAUGGCGUUGGGAGAUACAAGAACAAGUAAAAAUUAGUGUAGAAUUUAAAAAGUUGAAAAAGCAGCAAUCACCUCAAUCAUUAGAAAACGUCUGUGAAGUAACAGUUCAAGGAAGAGUUUCACAAAAUCAACGAGUACGCUCAGAAUUUAAGGUAUUUUUCGGUUGGCUCAAAACUUGUUCAGUUAUGCGUCAUCCUAACUCAGGUGUGCCUCCACGUACAAUGAAACCACAAAUUCGUAGCCUGUAUUCAGAUGUGGAAGAAAGAAUAGCUCGUAUAACUGAUAGUAAACGUACAUCAGUCGAUUUAUGGUCUCAAUUAAUUGGAAGUAAAGCGACACGUGAAACACGUAUGGAAGCAGUUGCAUGGAUUGCUGUGUGCAAAUUUCAUUGUCAUCUGGAAGGUGGUUUUAUACGUGAUUGGGUGGUUGGUUCUUAUACAGCUAAACCAAAAAGUGAACCGUCAAUAUGGUUAAAACGUGAAACGCCCAUUCCAUAUUUAGAUAAAGAAUUAAUACCAAGUGAUUUAGAUUGUCAUUUACCUACACAUUAUUAUUUUGAUAUUGAUAAUUUUUUAGAUUAUUUACAUAAAUAUCAUAUUGAAUGUGCAGUAGUUCGUCAAGAUUGGCGUUAUAUUAUUAUAAUUGAUGAACAUGCAUCAACUGGUCCAUUUACAAUGGAUUUAAUUGAACCACAUGUUGCCUUAACACAUGAUCGCAUUGAUUUCGAUGUAAAUAAUUUAUAUUUGGAAAAAGAUUACAAAAGUGAAUUGGGUAUGCGUGUUGAUAUAACACAAAAACCUUAUAAUAUAGACUUAGAAGCAACUAUUUAUAAUAUUAAGAAUAAAACAUUUCAAGUCCUACGUCAUAUCGAUUCAAUUGUCAGCACACGUGUAGAUAAAAUGAAAAGUCGUGGAUGGAAACAAAUAGGAACUGAAAUGAAUGUGAUACCAAAUCCAGCAAUAAGAUAUAAUGUUGUGCUUGUGCAGUUACCACCGAGUUCUGUACUUUAUGGGGAAUUAAAUGGUCAAAUGAUUUCAAAAAUACCUAAUUGUCAAAUACUCUCAAUAGAAGAAAUUAAAAAUCCACUGUUAGAAGAUGUCUAUUUAGCAAUGAAAAUGGUAAUUGCUAGAACAUGUAAAGGACAUAAUCCGAAUGAAUGUCAGUUAUUUCAUGGCACAUAUGGUGAAGCGAUCGAUGGAAUUCUGAAUGACGGUUUUGAUGAUCAUAAUUUCAGUCGACAGGGUUUGUAUGGUGAGCGAGAAGUUUUGGGGUUAAAAUUAAGUCAUGGAGCUUAUUUUGCUGACAAUCCAGCGAAAUCGCAUAAAUACACGGAACCUGAUCCAGUUAAUAAAACACGCGUAAUUAUCUACAGUAAGGUCAUUUUGGGUACACAAUAUAGAUUGGAUCAAGUGAACCACGAACUACGUACAGCACCAAUAGGAUAUGACUCAGUACUGGGUAAACAUGAUCUAGAUUUCACAGAAUAUAUUGUCUAUCGGUAUGGACAGGCAUUACCUUAUUUGAAGAUAAUCUAUAAAACAACUUAA
Didymodactylos carnosus is the source of this 5481-nucleotide messenger RNA. Lineage: Eukaryota; Metazoa; Rotifera; Eurotatoria; Philodinida; Philodinidae. The record is from the annotation of a GenBank genome assembly.